Messenger RNA from Amoebophrya sp. A120, 2375 nucleotides. NCBI's taxonomy places the organism in Eukaryota, Dinophyceae, Syndiniales, Amoebophryaceae. The record is from the annotation of a GenBank genome assembly.
AUGCUCUCCACGUCAAAAGUGUCCGGCUUGGUUUCGCCAGCCGCCUUGGUGGCGUGCUUCUGGCUAAUUACCACGGCCUUCUACUCGAACCCGAGCAACACCAUAUUUUUGCGCGAGCUGCACUCGGGGGUCGCGCAUAACCUGACCCGUUUCGUUGGAAGCUCGUGUAUUUGUUUGCUGAUGUGGGCCUUCUCUACGAAGCCCACGAUUGCGGUGCAGCAUCUGGGUGCCUUUCUCUUUCCCGCUGCCUGCAUGGUGGUGAUGAACGUGUCCAAUUCGGUGGCGUUAAUCAAUGUAGGUGUGACCUUGACGUACGUCAUCAAAGCCACAAUUCCAGUGUGGACCUGCUUGUACUGCUUUCUCGUGAGAAAAGAGCGGUUUUCCCCUUCCGUCAUUUGCGCGCUCUUGCUCUGCUGCAUCGGGGUUGGGUUGGCCAGCUUCGGGGAGGUGCGGUUCUCGUGGCUCGGGUAAGCAGUAAGUGAUUAGUACUCGAAGUUGAUACAGCUAAUUUUUUUGUUUGAUUAUGAUCAUGACCAUGAGAUCAUACAUUGAAUAGUGGAGGUCAUGCGAAGUCAUUGCGAUUUCUCGACGGAUGCUUUUUGCGUUGAGCCCUUCGUCUCUUGCCUUCGCCGGCAUAUGCAUGCAUCUGACGCAGAUGAAAGAACGACGUUCCAUGGCGGUCAGUAACCUUUUGAUUUUUUAUUGGCGUUUUUAUAUCCGUAAGGAAGUCGAAGUAUCACAUGCGCCACACGAUCAUUCAGUUUUUUUGCCGCACUCCUGUCGUGUGUAGCGACGACGGCGUUCAACCUGAGCAGCAAGGCGCUGAUGCAUACGAAAAGCAAAUACUUAAAAUAAGUCGUGGCGCUGGAAAAAGAAGUGCAGAUAUUGUCAUGCAGCUUUGUUUUUGUGUAGAGACAGAACUUUGGUUGGCCACUUCAUUCACCAGCCUCACAAGAAGGGUGCGUAAGUAUCUUCUUCUUCUAGGCCAAGACCUAUAAAAUUGGUUUGCAAUUCAUGACGCAGAAGUUCGCGCAGCCCCCGUUUCGUGCGUUUGGGACUUGUUUGGUGAACGCGUCGGUGCUGGCCUCGACCGUGUACGUCGCCAAUAUCGAGGGUGCGUUGGCGUUGAAAAGUUUCCCCGUCUACCAGACGACCCUAGACCAAACCUUGUCCGCCGAGCCGGUUGCGUGGAAGAGCUACUUCAACGACGGUACCACUGCCGCGAAGAAAUGUCUCUCGUCCUUGCCACAAGAGUUACUCACGAAGUACUGGCUUCUCGUGGUGCUCUUCAUCACCUGCACCAGCUACUUCGCGGAGUAUGGAGCGAACUUUGUGUACGCAGAACUGGUCACCCCGGUCACGUUUGCAAUCACAGAUAUCGUGCGCCGGAUUUUCACCAUUGUAGUGAAUGCGGCGAUGUACGGCUACCCUGUUUCCUGGCUGAAUUUCAGCGGAAUUUUGACCUCUCUCUGCGGGGCGCUGGCGUACGCACUUCUCACUGCGUCGAAAGGGGGGAGCAAAACUGCCGGUAAGGAAAAGGGUAGUGCGAGGGCGGCGUCGGUGAAGGGAGGGAUUCCACUCGGACAUUUGGCAGCUUUAGCAGAAAAAAAUGCAGAUAGUAGCUCCGUAAGCACGGCGAGCACAGCUUCGUCCUCGACCACAGCCAACAAACUCAAAAAACCCACGCCGACCGAAACCGCCAAGCCGCGAAGACGUUCGCGCACGCCCGCCACCGGUUCUUCGUCCUCCAAGCGCUAGAAUAUGGACCACCGGCAGGAAAAGUAGUCUUCCUGGUUGUUGUGGUUCUUUGUCGUUGUAUGAAAAUUUCAUACUAUUUGAAUGCGAGAAGUAGGAAGAUGCGGCUCACGUAGCUCCGUUGACCCACGCCCUUUUGGGUCCUUUCCGGGCGCUGACAAAUGAAAGGUCCCAGACAAGAUUCCGUUGAUUGUAUCGCGGAUUCGCAUGAUUACUUACAGAAAGUUUAGAAACCGAGCAGGCCACACGAGAGAAUUAUAACCCGGGAUGAACUUUCUGAAGAAGUGAAUCAAUCUGUCGUACGAACAGCACCAACAGAGGUAUCGAGAAAAGUGCACCGAGUGCCGCUCUGACGGAGUAAUCUUGGCUAUUAAUUCGCAUGAGGUGAUUCUAUCAGUUUGCAUAGGAGCCACAGGCACAGGCUCCGUCGCUGUUCUUUUUGACAGUCGACGAACAAAAUUUUUCGCUUCAUGCUCCGAGAAGCUCAAGUAAGUGCUUCUGUAUUGGAAGGGUACUCGGGCUGUGGCUCCGGCACUGGCUUGCCUAGUUGUAGACGGCUCAGUGCCACAGCCACAAGGCCAAUAAUUUGUGCGUAUCUGUAAAGUUAGUGAGAGACCGAC